This is a messenger RNA of Diabrotica virgifera virgifera (western corn rootworm), 2322 nucleotides long. Its product is annotated as piggyBac transposable element-derived protein 3-like. Gene Ontology annotation, molecular function: sequence-specific DNA binding. Lineage: Eukaryota; Metazoa; Arthropoda; Insecta; Coleoptera; Chrysomelidae. The coding region runs from base 422 to 2218 and encodes 598 amino acids. The transcript has 2 exons. The record is from RefSeq and is a predicted model, not a curated record.
CUCAUUCUUGACCAGUAACUAAAUGCUGACAACAGGUAAUCGAUCUCUAGGAACCACCCGAUGUAAUAAAAUAUAAAACGACUGUUUAGUUACACCAUAAUAUUUGUGUAGUUAACAUCAAAAAUUGUGUAAAUUUGAAAAUGGCGGAGUAUGGUGUUUCGUUCGCAAAGUAAGCAAAAUUUGUAUUUUUAAAACUGUAUAAAUAAUAUUUUAAUAUGUGCAUUUUAACGUAAAAAGAAGUAUAUUUAGCAAUAUAGGAUCAACAGUAAUGUACAAAUAUGUUAUAAUAUAUUUUUGAACCUCUUUUCCACAGCGUCCUACAUGUAGGACGUUGGGCACAUAACAGUACUACAUACAUAACUUUAUUUUUGCGUAAAUUACAUGCUUUUAUACAAAAUAUAUCAAUAUUUUAGCAUAUGUCAUGUAUAUUUACACUUUCAGGGGUUUUUCUUUAAAUGAUGCACUGGCUAUGCUGGAGGAGGAGGAAGAUAUGAUAGAGCACGUUGAGUCAUUGACUAUUUCUCCGCCCGAAAAUGCCACGGAUUCUCAAACUGAUGAAGAUUCUGGUGACGAAGACACGCUUACGAUAAAUAAUCUACCUGCUAAGCAGCUUAGAGCGCCUGCUGAAAUAAAUUUUCAUAAAUAUAAUACAAGGCAAAACAUUUCCUCUAAUUCCUCAAAUCUAAAAGAUGACAAAAAUGCCCCAUCAGUGGAAGAAUAUGAAACGCCAUCAAAGAGAACAAAAACAAUAAAGAGAAAAAAGAUUUAUAAAUGGGAAACCGAAGAUUUGGUGUAUGAUGGUGAAGAAUUUAGUAACGAUGAAGAAGAAAUGCCUCUGCAAACCCCUUUAGAUAUGUUUUCUUUAUUUUUUGAUGACAAAAUAUUGGAACUAAUAGUUGUCGAAUCAAAUCGAUAUGCAGGGCAACAAAAUCAUUGCCUGAAAAUAGAAAAACAUGAGAUAAAAGCAUUCAUUGGAGUGUUAUUACUCAGUGGAUAUGUGCCAGUUCCGAGGCGGAGAAUGUUCUGGGAAAACGAAAGAGACAGUCACAAUGUACUGGUUUCUGAAGCUUUGUCAAGAAAUAAAUUUGAAUAUAUUUUAUCUCACUUUCACCUAACUGACAACGUCACUAUAAAUACAUCCGACAAAUUUGCUAAAGUUAGGCCAUUGUUCGAUCACCUCAAUGCUGCAUUUUUGAAAUUUGGUAAAUGUGAGGAAAUGCACUGUGUUGACGAAGCCAUGGUACCAUAUUACGGCCGCCAUGGCUGCAAACAAUUUAUUCACAAUAAGCCAAUUCGCUAUGGCUACAAACUUUGGGUAGGAGCAAGUAGAUUAGGCUACGUAAAUUGGAUGGAACCCUACCAAGGUGCUACCACAAAUAUUAGCGAAAAGUAUAUUGAUUAUGGAGUAGGGCCAUCUGUUGUUUUGGAGUAUGCUGACGUUUUAAGAACUAGGUGGCCUAAUAAACGGAUGCACCUAUUUUUUGAUAAUUUCUUUUCCACGUUAUCUUUGUUAGAAUUGCUAUCGGAGAAAAAUUUUAACGCUACCGGAACAAUACGUGAAAAUCGCAUAUCUAAUGGGCCACUGACAAACUCAAAAGAAAUAAAAAAGGAAGCUCGAGGCGUUUUCGAUUUCAAAAAAACAGAAAACCAGAACAUUAUUGUCGUGAAGUGGCAUGACAACAGCAUUGUCACCCUGUGCUCAAAUGCAGUAGGCGUAAACCCCCUGCAUAGGGUGAAAAGAUUUUCACGAAAAGAACGGACAAAUAUUCAGGUGUCGCAGCCACAUCUGAUAAACUUGUACAAUGCAAACAUGGGCGGAGUAGACAGAUGUGACCAAAAUUUGAGCCUUUAUAGAAUUUCACUGAGGAGUAAGAAAUGGUAUUUCCCGCUAGUGGCACACUGUAUUGAUGUAGCUCUGCAAAAUGCUUGGCAGUUGCAUAGACAAAGAGGUGGGGACCUUGAUCAGUUAAGGUUCCGAAGACGAGUAGCCACUACGCUAUUAUUACAAAAUAAAAAAAAAGAAACACAUUCGAAAGGUCAUAAGUCAUCUACCGAAGGUUUAGACAUUAGGUUUGAUCGUAUGGAUCAUUUGGUAAUUCCUCAAAAUAAGCAAACACGCUGUGCACAUUGCCAUGAAAAAACAACCACCAGAUGUUCAAAAUGCGACAAAGGACUCCACGUCAAAUGUUUUUUGGUAUACCAUACAAAAAGUGUAUAGUUAAUGUAGGUACCCUUAAGUGCCCAUCGUCCUACAUAUAGGACGCCCAAAAUUUUGUAUAUUUAUCAAAAAAAUAAAUAUUAUUUUCGUCUAAUAUAUUUUAG